UUUUACGUUUUCCGGACCGUUGUAUUUCCGGACCAUUUUAUCGUCUAAUUAACGAAUUACGUAGAUAAAACAUUAAAAUGCGUGUAAACGUAUAAAGUGAAUAUUAUAAUUUUAGUUGUCUAUCGUUAAAUGAGAGAUUUACCGGCUUGCUGCAUGGAGAGGUCUGUGUUCAGUUAGCAUCCAGUUUAGCCUAGCUGUGAAUAUCCUGAAUUUAUGUCUCCAUGGGUUUUGUCGCAGAGCUUGUUGUUCGCGAGUCGCUUCAUGUUGUCAGAACCGGCUGGGACCGGUUUAGAUAGCUGUGUAGAGGGAUACCGUCAGUCUUUGUACCACAGAAGCAGCCAUGGACUGUAUUCAAGUGACUCUUACUGUUCGGGGAACUACAUUGUUUGGUGAAGUAAUAGCAGUAGUUGGAAGCUGUGAGACGCUAGGCAGUUGGUGCUAUCAAAAAGCACUGCCUCUACAACCCACAGAGGAGGAUAGCAAUGUUUGGAAAAUAUCCAUCACAGUUUCGAAGGGAGUAGAAAUCAAAUAUCGCUAUUUUAAGGGGUUCUUCCUAGAAACGGAGAUGCCAACCAACUGUGGCUGGGUGGCUGAGAAAGUGAAUGCAGGUGGUCCAAGUCGAGUCAUAAUCAAUAAUUGGGAGACCCAUCAUCAGCCUCGGUCAUUGAGUUCCUCAGAAUCGAAUGUUGAAAUUGACGAUGGCCUGUUUGGAUUCUCUAAUGGUGUUGAAUGUUUGGACUCUGGCUGGUUGACAUGUCAGACAGAGAUCCGUCUACGUCUCCAUUACUCUGUUAAGCCACCAGUGUCCAUUACUAAGAAGAAAUACAAGACAUCCCGCUUUAGACUCAAAUUGCUGGAAGGUAUUGAAUUGGAGGAGGAUGAUGAGAGCCCUUCAUCCUGGCACAAGAUGACCACCACACUAGAGAUUAGUAUGAUCAGUGACAGUGGCUAUAAGUCCCGUCACUCCCAGCCAGAAUGUGGCUACGCCCUGGAGCCAGCGAAAUGGACUGAGUACAGCAUUCACACAAUGGAACCUGACAACCUGGAGAUUGUGUUUGAGUUUUUUGAGGAGGACCUAAGUGAAAAGGUCUUUCAGGAUGAUGUCCACCCAGGACACGUUGGCACCGCUUGCCUCUUAUCUUCUUCCUUUCUGGAAAGUGGCAAAGAUAUUGGAGUGGUUACCCUCCCAAUUAUGAGCAGAAUUUCUAGGCAGACAAUUGGCAAAGUCAGAGUGGACUACCUGGUUAUUCGGCCAAUCGCAGGCUUUAAUUGUGACAUGAGCCAGUGUUACACUAAGUACUGGCGGAAGAGGAGUGCUCUGGAUGUGGGCCACAGAGGAGCAGGGAGCUCACAUGCUGCCAAACACCACAAGAUCAGGGAAAACACAAUUGCCUCAUUUCUAAGUGCUGCUAAUCAUGGUGCUGCCUACGUGGAGUUUGAUGUCCAUCUGUCCAAGGACUUGGUUCCAAUUGUGUACCAUGAUCUUACAUGCUGUAUUUCCACUAAGAAGAAAAAUGAUAAAGAUAAAGAGGUGUUGUUUGAAGUACCUGUGAAAGAUCUGACAUUUGACCAGCUUCAACUUCUCAAACUUGCCCACUCUACAGCUUUGAAGGUGCAUGAUCAUAAAGAUUUACAGGAUGAGGAGGAAUAUAUAGAUGAACAUCAGCCAUUUCCUUCACUUUCCCAGAUCUUUCAGACUGUUCCAGACAAUGUAGGAUUUAAUAUUGAGCUGAAGUGGAUAUCCCAGAUGAAGGAUGGCUCUUGGGAUGGAAACUUGUCCACUUACUUCAACAUGAACCAGUUCCUGGAUGUCAUCCUCAGCUGUGUACUCCAGAAUGCUGGAAAGAGAAGGAUCGUCUUUUCUUGUUUUGACCCUGAUGUGUGUGCAAUGGUGCGCCGGAAGCAGAAUAAAUAUCCCAUCCUGUUCCUGACACAGGGUGUGUCAGAAGUCUACCCUCAGCUAAUGGAUAUACGCUGUCAGACCACACAGAUUGCUAUGAGUUUUGCUCAGAGUGAGAACAUACUGGGUAUCAGUGCUCACGCUGAGGAUCUACUGCGCAACAUGGACUGUAUUACAGAGGCCCAGUCUAAAGGCCUGGUGGUCUUUUGCUGGGGAGAUGACAACAAUGACCAUGAGAACAGGAUGAUACUCAGGGAGAGAGGCAUCGAUGGCCUAAUUUAUGACAGAAUCAUUGAGGACCUGACUGAGCAGUCCAACAUCUUUAAAGUGGAAGAACAGGUGUCAAUAAAAGAGGUGAUUUCCGAGGAGACGCUGAAGAGUUGUGCCUGCUCCACGUAUAGUAUUUCCUGCUCAGCUGUGCCUUGCUCCACGUAUAGUAUUUCCUGCUCAGCUGUGCCUUGCUCAGGUGAGGCUCGUGCAGGUAGCAGUGAGUCAGACUCGGGACUCAGCUCAUCAUGAACUCCAGCCUUUUAUAGCAAAGUUAAUCACAUACACACAGACCUUCUGCCUAGGUGACAAUGUUUUGCCAAAUGAUGACUGAUUUAAUGGUCUGUGCUUGAUAUAUAAUUUUAUUAAAAUGUAUUACAAGUGUCCUCAUAGGCAUUAUUAUACAUGUUGUUUAUUAUAUAUGUGUAUGUCAUGUAAGCAUUGCCCUGAUUUUUUAUUUUUUCUUUAUGAUUUUUAUUAUUAUUAUUAUUUAUUUAAUUUCUUUUCUAUUCUUCCCCUUUGGUGUAAUACCACUGAGCUGUUAAUAAAACUAUUAAUAUCACUGUAAUAGUUGCCAUGGCAAGGGAUCUUAUUCUCAUUCAAAGCUACUUCAUUCCUCAAUAUACUUUUAAAUAUUAAUCAUUGUUUAUGGUAACAUGUAUUUCAACAAUGUCAAAUCAGAAAAUGCAGAUUUUAAUCUCAUAAAUCCUACAUAAGUAUAUAAUGAAGAAUGCAAAUCAUAUUAAUGCACAAAACAUGUAAUCUUGAAGAGUCACUAAAUUAAGUUAAAGUAACAAGUAAAGUAAUUAAGUAAACACUGUACAGCACAACAAUUUGAAGAAGUGUGUUCUGCUUUUAAACACUGCUGCUGUUACGUGAUAUCUGCUGAAUAUUAGCAUGGCUGUGGCACUGUAUUGAAAGUGUUCUGUUUACGUGUGUUCUUUAAUAAUUCUCCCACUCUGCAUGACCGUGGGGCUGUGUUCCAUGUGUCUGAAUGCUCCACUGAGCUCACUUGUGGGAUUGGACAGGGUAAUUCAUUUCAUGGCCCAAGUUUGGAAAUAAAGACUGAAGCAAUUACAAUAAAUGAUUCAAUAAAGUUA
This is a messenger RNA of Tachysurus fulvidraco (yellow catfish), 3267 nucleotides long. RefSeq names its product glycerophosphocholine phosphodiesterase 1 (gene gpcpd1). The record is from RefSeq and is a predicted model, not a curated record. Lineage: Eukaryota; Metazoa; Chordata; Actinopteri; Siluriformes; Bagridae. Gene Ontology annotation, biological process: glycerophospholipid catabolic process. Bases 341 to 2419 code for a protein of 692 amino acids. Gene Ontology annotation, molecular function: starch binding; glycerophosphocholine phosphodiesterase activity. The transcript is spliced from 22 exons.